Messenger RNA from Mugil cephalus (flathead mullet), 972 nucleotides. Its product is annotated as olfactory receptor 10T2-like. The coding region runs from base 1 to 972 and encodes 323 amino acids. The record is from RefSeq and is a predicted model, not a curated record. Gene Ontology annotation, molecular function: G protein-coupled receptor activity; olfactory receptor activity. Gene Ontology annotation, cellular component: membrane. Gene Ontology annotation, biological process: G protein-coupled receptor signaling pathway. The transcript has a single exon. Lineage: Eukaryota; Metazoa; Chordata; Actinopteri; Mugiliformes; Mugilidae.
AUGGAAAACACCACUUUUCCCUUUUACUUUAACCUCACACUGUUCGGCAACAUCGGACACUACCGCUUUCUAGCUUUUAGUUUUUGCCUCCUGCUCUACUGCUUUAUCAUCUCUGCUAAUCUUCUCAUGAUUUUCGUAAUAUUCAGACAAAGGACACUUCAUGAGCCCAUGUAUAUGUUCAUUGCUUUGUUGUGUAUGAACUCUCUGUACGGCUCUUCUGGUUUCUUUCCCAGAUUCCUCAUGGACCUCCUGUCUGACACUCAUUUAAUCACACAUACCGCUUGUUUCACUCAGCUCUAUGUUAUUUACACAUAUGCAUGUUGUGAAAUAACCAUUCUGAGCAUUAUGGCAUAUGAUAGAUAUGUCGCUGUGUGUCAUCCUUUACACUAUCACAGAAAGAUGACCAGGAAAACCGUCUAUGGAUUAGCAAUUUUUGCUUGGGUCUACCCAACCUGCAACCUCACAAUAACCGUUUAUAUGGUUGUCAGACUUCCUUUAUGUGGUAAUAAUAUAGAGCGGGUAUACUGUGCCACCUGGAAUAUUGUGAAAUUAUCAUGUGUUACCACUUCUGCCAACAAUAUUGCUUCUACACUGAGAGUGAUGAGUGUCCCCUUUGUUCCGUUACUUGGUUUUAUCUUGUUCUCUUAUAUGAGAAUCGUGUGGGCUUGUUGGAAAAAGUCAUCAGCAGUCAGAGGAAAAGUAGUUCAGAGUUGUCUUCCACAUAUUAUUUCAUUUGUCACUUACUGUAUCACAGCAUCUAUUGAUAGUGCCUUGAGUCGACAAGAUAUAAAAGACACAAAUUCAUUCCUGGCUGUAAUUCUCUCACUAGAAUUUGUUGUUGUUCCUCCAGUCAUGAAUCCUCUUGUGUAUGGCCUCAAAUUACCAGAGAUUAAAAGACAUGUUUUGAGGAUUUUACACUUGAAACCCAAAGCUAAAAUCAGAACUUUUCCAGAGCCUACAAAUGAUCUGUGA